GCUAUCCGUCAUACCCGGAAGUGCUCUGUGAGAAGGUCGACAUAAUAAAGCAACACGACUCCGCCUGCAUACAUGGGCAGUUGAAUGUUUAGUGCUGAUUGACGAACAUAGUGAAAAAUGUCCGGAGGGUCUCAGCUGGAGAACGCUAACCCCGUCAUCUUCCAGCGGUCCGGGGAAAGGCAGCUGACGGCGGCCGACGAGGACGAAGACGUCCAUGAUCCCAUCGACGACCGGGAAAUAUUUGAUCUGAUCCGAUCCAUCAGCGACCCGGAGCAUCCUCUGUCCCUGGAGGAGCUCAACGUGGUGGAACAGGUCCGAGUCCAGGUCAACGAUGCAGAGAGCACCGUGAGCGUGGAGUUCACGCCCACCAUCCCCCACUGCAGCAUGGCUACGCUGAUCGGCCUGUCAAUCAAAGUCAAGCUCCUGCGCUCUCUUCCCAACAGGUUCAAGAUUGACGUCCACAUCACUCCAGGAACCCACGCCUCAGAGGCUGCAGUGAACAAGCAGCUGGCAGACAAGGAGAGAGUGGCUGCUGCUCUGGAGAACUCCUCUCUGCUGGAGGUGGUCAACCAGUGUCUGACCACCAGGAGCGUCUGAUCGCUCCCAAACCCCCCCCCCCCCCCCCCCCCCCCCCCCCCCUCAGCGCUGACUCUUCACUGAGCCCCCUCUGUGUUUAACCAGCCGACAAAGACCUCCAGCUUGAUUAUUUUACAGUACAGCAGCAGAGGUCCGUCCAGAUCAAGCAAGUUUUGAAAAGAAAAAAUCAGAAAAUGGAGGGAAAAUAUAUAAUUUCCUCAAUGUUCUCAUUUUGUUUUUUUAGUGGCAGAUAAUUCUGCAGCAUCGUUGGUUACAUGUAAAUAUUUCUGCUUUGAAAAUAAAGAUUUCACAUUUUAAAAACA
Oryzias latipes (Japanese medaka) is the source of this 899-nucleotide messenger RNA. RefSeq names its product cytosolic iron-sulfur assembly component 2B (gene ciao2b). Gene Ontology annotation, cellular component: cytosolic [4Fe-4S] assembly targeting complex. NCBI's taxonomy places the organism in Eukaryota, Metazoa, Chordata, Actinopteri, Beloniformes, Adrianichthyidae. The record is from RefSeq and is a predicted model, not a curated record.